This is a messenger RNA of Mobula hypostoma (lesser devil ray), 2886 nucleotides long. It is a transcript of the gene gldn, whose product is annotated as gliomedin. Bases 292 to 1902 code for a protein of 536 amino acids. Gene Ontology annotation, cellular component: cell surface. The transcript is spliced from 10 exons. Gene Ontology annotation, biological process: signal transduction. NCBI's taxonomy places the organism in Eukaryota, Metazoa, Chordata, Chondrichthyes, Myliobatiformes, Myliobatidae. The record is from RefSeq and is a predicted model, not a curated record.
AGCCUGAGUCUAGAUACUGAGCGCUACGCCUGUCACUUCCACAUCAGGCAUGGCAUGAAUGAAAUGUAUAUGACUAAUCUCAAAAUCAGCCUCCAACUACAGUCACUGUGCAGAAAAGGGCGCUGCUGCAUAUAAAGCAAAUGCCAGUGUAAAGUGGUCAGAGGGACUGGUUUCGAAUAUUGUGCGAGUUUGUCAGCUCUGGCACUCAAAAGCAUUUCUCUGGAGGAUUUUUAUUUCAUUUUCAGAAUCCAAUCUCUCCCUCUCUCUUGCUCUCGGAGGCUGGGUGCGGACAUGACUCGCCAGAGGGGCCAGUCCGCUUCGGUGAGUGCGAAGGUGCUGAUCUCGGGGACCUUGUUGGUCACCCUGUUAAACUGCGCGGGGCUGGUGUACCUCUUCUUGCAAUCCAGCAACCUGAGGUCCCAGAUGGAAACUUUGGCGAACCGCUUGGACGUACUAUCGGGGACACGGCCCCUGGGGAUUAUCGCCGAGGACGCCAGUUACCUGGUUGAGCAGAAAAACCGGAACAGGCGAAGCCAUCACGAGCCCCUCGUUCGGGAAGAGCCCGAAGACUCCUUCGUGAUGAUGACGUACUCGAUGAUCCCGGUUCGGAUACUAGUGGACCUAUGCAACAGCACUAAAGGGAUAUGCUUGACAGGGCCACCAGGACCAGUUGGACCUUCAGGCCCUCCCGGUCUGGAUGGGUUACCUGGACUAAAUGGUUCAGAUGGACUCAUGGGGCUUCCUGGACCACCUGGAAAGGAAGGCAAGCGAGCUCGAAAAGCUCCCCCUGGCCCAAAAGGGGAUCCUGGAGAGCCAGGGCCAAAAGGUGACAAAGGAGAACCAGGUCCACCUGGAUUAGAUGGAUUACCAGGUCCAAGAGGUGCACCAGGACCAAAAGGUGAUAAAGGAGAGCCUCACAACGAGAUCAUUUUAGAAGGUCAGAGAGGUCCUUCAGGUCCACCGGGCCCAGCCGGACCACCGGGAUCUCCAGGACCACCAGGUCCCCCUGGUCCACCAGGUUCCAGAGGAAAGUCCAGGAAACAACAGAACUUGGUUAGCUAUGGUGAAGUCCAUGCUGAACCUAAUGACGACACUUUAAUCAGAAGGAUGUCCGCACAGAAAAUACAGACCUCAUUUUCAAAGAAAGCCGGACGCAUCAUAAAGUCAGUGGAUGACCCUGAUAACGUGACAAAGAUAGAUAACACAUUUGGAGCAUGGAUGGAAGACCCUGCACUGAAGCAUAAUGAACAGAUUUGGAUUGUUGAACACUUCUCAGGACUCACAGUUAAAGAAUAUGAAAAUUUGGAAGCACUUAGGAAUGGAACUAACUUCAAAACUAUAACAUUGCCAUACUUUUUCCAUGGCUGUGGUCAUGCAAUAUAUAAUGGUUCGAUUUAUUACCACAAAGGAGGAUCUGACAAUAUUAUAAAAUUUCCACUUGAUGGGAAACAGCUCCAACGUAUGAAAAUGGAAACUGCUUUGCACAACAAUCGUAAUUAUCUUUUUCAAAAUGCAAAGACAUAUUUUGAUUUAACUGCAGACAAAAAUGGACUUUGGAUAAUCUAUGCUUCUAGUAAUGAUGAAAACAUCAUUGUUGGCCAAAUUGAAAUUAGUGAAAAAUCAUUUGAGAUUGUUCAUACUAUUAACACCACUUAUCCCAAAUCAAAGGCUGGGAAUGCAUUCAUUGCACGUGGGAUCCUCUACCUCACUGAUACCAAGGACUCCAAAAUAGCUUUUGCAUAUGAUUUGUUGAAAGAGAAGCAAAUUGAUUUAAGUUUUGAUUUAAGAUCAUCAAAUGAAAUGCUUACAAUGAUAUCCUAUGACCCACAUGAUCAUCAUUUACAUACAUGGGAAAAUGGCUGUUUAAAGAAAUAUGGUUUACAAUUUUUACCAGAUGAAUAAAUGCGGAGGACAGCAAUAUCUCAUGAACGUGCAGCUGGUGCAGCUACUAAUUUGCGAUGCUCACAAGACAAUCUUCUCUAAUGCCAUGUAGAUAAAACUUUAAUAUUUUGACACUUGCAAAAAUUAUCUAAUAUUUUAAAUAUGUCAUGCAACUUCUAUGAUGGAUUGCUAAAUGCUUUCUUUUCCACAAGAUGUUAGAGGUUUACUUGGUAUCAAACUGGUUCACAUGUAACGUCAAAAUAGAUAGAGGUUACAUUUCUACUGUAGUUUAAGUGCCACAUUUGUCAAGGUAGCUGCCCCUUAUCAGUGGCACCAGCAUUGCAGACCAUUACCCACCAUGUAAUACAUCCUAUGGAGAUUGCCAUCACUUACGUCAAAUCUGCUAUUUUAAAACAGUUUAGGGAUCCUUCAUUUCUAAUUUGGAGAAUUCAAAAAAAAAGUGACAUGAAUACAGACAUUCUUGGAUUGGUAGCUACAAUAACUGAAUAUACAUACUUUGUGUAGCUCAGUAAUUUUUCCUCUAUAUUUAUUCAUCAGGUAUUUCAUUGCCGAUGAGGUUAAGUCUGAUUCUGAAUAUAAACAAUCUAAAUCUUAAAAAAAACUGUGCCCCAGUUUGAGUAAGUGGUUGCUGUGUAAUUAUUCUUGAACAUUCUGCAAAUAUGUAAAAGGUACACGUAUCUAUGGCAAUUAUAAUUAAAUGUGCAGUACAACACAGCAUUUAAAUUUGAGACUUGCAAUAAUUUAGAUAUUGCACAAUAAUACAAAUUGCCAUUAGUUCUUAAUAUUGACCAUUCAAGCAGAGUACUGAAAAUGCAUUAUUUUAAGAAUUUCAGCAAUGUGGACAUUGUUAAGUGUGCUUUUUACACCUUGUUAAAAUGUUUUGUAAUGCAACAUUGUGGUAAAUGCCGUUUAUAUUAGUGGCUAAUAAAAAGUAAAGCAGAACAAAUUUCAGUUAAUAUAAUUUAACAUUCCAGCUGCAUGACG